This is a messenger RNA of Linum tenue, 678 nucleotides long. The record is from the annotation of a GenBank genome assembly. NCBI's taxonomy places the organism in Eukaryota, Viridiplantae, Streptophyta, Magnoliopsida, Malpighiales, Linaceae.
AUGUAUCACAUUAACAUACAGCAACAUGAAGCAACCCAGAAAGAAGCUGAAGAACACAAGCAACCCCUUUUGUCAUAUGAACCACCACCAACACAAACACCGGAGUUGCCUCGCAGGAAACCCAAGGCAAAACGUCGGGCGAGAAAGACUAUGAAGAAGACAUUCAAAGCAACUGAAUUACUCACAAAGCUUCUCCCCACGGGAUCUGUUCUAACCUUCCAAAUAAUGUCCCCGAUUCUCACAAACCAAGGGAAAUGCCAGAGUGCAAUAAGCACAUACAUGGCUCUCUUCCUCCUCGUCCUUUGCGGCCUUUCCUGCUUCCUCCAGUGCUUGGCCGAUAGCUUUAGGGACGCCAAGGGAAAGGUCAGGUAUGGGCUUGCGACAUUCAGUGGGUUGUGGGUGAUGGAUGGAUCCGUGAAUAAGCUGUCGUUAGCGAAAUCAAGACAAUAUAGGUUGAGGUUCCUCGAUUUUUUCCACGCUACAGUGAGUGUUGUGGUUUUUGUGGCCGUGGCGCUGUUCGACAAGAAUGUUAUGAGUUGUUUCUUUCGUGAGCCGACGGAGGAAGUGAAAGAGUUGCUUUCUACAUUGCGUUUGGGAAUUGGGUUGGUUAGCAGCUUGUUGUUCCUUGCUUUUCCAACCAAGCGCCAUGGAAUUGGCACCCCUCUCUCCCAAGAAUGA